ACAAAAUAAUGUAUUUUAUUUUCUGCGCACUAGAUGAUUUCCCAUGCUGAUUAGAUUGUUGCGCAUAGCUCGUGUGAAUGGAUUUUAUUUUUUGAGCAAGCUUUUCUACAAAUUCGUUCUUUGAAAGUCGACCGGAGGUCUUCAAGCAGCUCACAAAUCGAAAUGGGUGUCCCAGCUGGUGAUGUUGAGAAGGGAAAGAAGAUCUUUGUGCAGCGCUGCGCGCAGUGCCACACCGUAGAGGCUGGCGGCAAGCACAAAACUGGACCCAACCUGCAUGGGCUCAUUGGAAGGAAAACUGGACAAGCUGCCGGAUUCUCUUAUACCGACGCCAACAAAGCCAAGGGAAUCACGUGGAACCCUGACACCCUCUUCGAAUACUUGGAGAACCCAAAGAAAUACAUCCCAGGCACAAAGAUGGUGUUCGCCGGCCUCAAGAAGCCUCAGGAGAGGGGAGACCUGAUCGCCUACCUUGUUGCAUCCACCAAGUAGACAACCAAAAAUCUACACAGUUGAUAGUUCUCAGCAGACUUUGGAUAAAAUAAACUUAAUGUUUUAACCAAAAAUGGAAAUUCCAAUCCUGUAGUUCAUUAUUAUUGGUUCUGACAGUGGAGUGGUUGAAAUGUAUUUCUGGAUCCAGCAACAGUUUUAAUUUGAUUGAAAAAUGCCACCUACCAUAGGUUCUUCAUUCUAUAAAUUGUGCUAUAGAACAGGCGUUUCUUUCCGUAAUAUAAAUAUGUACCUCUUGUGAAGCUGGACUUGUACAGGAUUAUUUAUUUUAUGUGUCUAUUAAUAUGAGUUAAGCUUAAACGGGUCACAACCUUCUAUUGAUGUUUGUGAUUUGCUGCAUGAGUUGCAAUCUUCCGAACGCUUGUUUGAGUAUAUUAAUUUAUACACGUCAUCCUCCAUACAGUUUUAACCUCCACUUUUUGUGUUCAGGAAACUAAUAAAUAAUGGAAGUUGUUGAUCAAAA
Molecule: messenger RNA, 970 nt
Organism: Cloeon dipterum
Lineage: Eukaryota; Metazoa; Arthropoda; Insecta; Ephemeroptera; Baetidae
Product: cytochrome c-2
Exons: 4
Coding region: 163-489 (108 amino acids)
Biological process (GO): mitochondrial electron transport, cytochrome c to oxygen; mitochondrial electron transport, ubiquinol to cytochrome c
Cellular component (GO): mitochondrial intermembrane space
Molecular function (GO): heme binding; electron transfer activity
Source: RefSeq, a predicted model, not a curated record